CACCUCUAUAACGAACAUCAACUCGCAAGCAUGUCAGAACAACAGCAGCAGCAACCUCAUCUCUGCUUUCGCUCGUUCGUCGACGCCCUCAAGGCGGACGAUGACCUGGUCGAGAUCGAUACGCCAGUCGAUCCGAAUCUCGAGGCGGCGGCCAUCACCCGACUCGUCUGCGAGACCAACGACAAGGCCCCCCUAUUCAACAAUGUCAUCGGCACGCAGAACGGCCUCUUCCGCAUCCUGGGAGCCCCAGGAUCCCUGAGAAAGUCCUCCGCCGAUCGCUGGGGCCGCCUUGCUCGCCAUCUGGCUCUGCCCCCGACCGCCUCUAUGCGCGAAAUUCUCGACAAGAUGCUGUCUGCCAGCAGCAUGCCUCCUAUCCAGCCUACAAUCCUUCCCUCCGGACCGUGCAAGGAGAAUGUCCUUGAAGAGAGUCAGAUUGACCUGACCAAGCUGCCUGCCCCGCUCAUUCACCAGUCGGACGGCGGCAAGUAUAUCCAGACUUACGGCAUGCAUGUCGUGCAGUCGCCGGAUGGAACAUGGACCAACUGGUCCAUCGCCCGCGCCAUGGUGUACGACGAGAAGCACCUGACCGGCCUGGUUAUCCCGCCUCAGCAUAUCUGGCAGAUCUACGAGAUGUGGAAGAAGGAAGGCCGAGAUGUCCCGUGGGCUCUGGCUUUUGGUGUGCCGCCCGCGGCCAUCAUGGCCUCCAGCAUGCCAAUCCCCGAUGGCGUGACCGAGGCAGGCUACGUGGGCGCCAUGACCGGAUCGUCCUUGGAACUGGUCAAGUGUGACACGAACGAUCUGUACGUUCCUGCCACGUCGGAGAUCGUCCUCGAGGGUACUCUGUCUAUCACCGAAAGCGUACCCGAGGGCCCAUUCGGUGAAAUGCACGGCUAUGUGUUCCCUGGUGAUGCGCAUGUCUGUCCCAAAUACAAGGUCAACCGCAUCACCUAUCGGAAUAACCCCAUCCUUCCCAUGUCGUCGUGCGGACGAUUGACCGAUGAGACGCACACGAUGAUCGGAUCCCUUGCUGCAGCUGAGAUCCGAAAGCUCUGUCAGCAGAACGACCUCCCCAUCACAGAUUCCUUCGCUCCAUUCGAAUCCCAGGUGACCUGGGUUGCUCUGCGAGUCGAUACAGCCAAGUUGCGCAGCCAGAAAUACACAUCGGCCGAGUUCCGCAAGAAGGUCGGGGACCUCGUUUUCAACCACAAGGCCGGAUACACGAUCCACCGUCUGGUGCUGGUGGGCGACGACAUCGACGUGUAUGACGGCAAGGACGUGAUGUGGGCGUUCUCUACGCGUUGUCGCCCGGGAAUGGACGAGACUCUGUACGAGGAUGUCCGCGGAUUCCCUCUCGUGCCGUAUAUGGGGCAUGGAAACGGCCCCAAGACGCAGGGAGGCAAGGUGGUUUCGGACGCUCUGAUGCCGACCGAGUAUACCACCGGCCGAGACUGGGAGGCGGCCGACUUUAAAACUUCGUACCCAGAGGAGCUCAAGCAAAAGGUGCAGAGCAACUGGGAGAAGAUGGGAUUUAGCAAGCUGCAGUAGAUGUGGUUUCUUUGGUUCCUUAGAUUGAGAAUGUAUAUUAGUAUUUAGAAUUGAGUUAGAUAGCUUGAAACAAUCCAUCAUCAG
Molecule: messenger RNA, 1629 nt
Organism: Aspergillus steynii IBT 23096
Lineage: Eukaryota; Fungi; Ascomycota; Eurotiomycetes; Eurotiales; Aspergillaceae
Product: UbiD family decarboxylase
Exons: 2
Coding region: 31-1545 (504 amino acids)
Biological process (GO): ferulate metabolic process; cinnamic acid catabolic process
Cellular component (GO): cytoplasm
Molecular function (GO): carboxy-lyase activity
Source: RefSeq, a predicted model, not a curated record